AUGGUGAUCCCAUCUGCUCAGGAACCUCCCUCUACCUCGAGGAUGUCCAAUGGCUUCCCUCCUUCGCCCAUCGCCGAUGAUAACCACACGGAUGGCGAUGCGGUAACGCAGCAUGACCGCAGUCCAUCCGAGCCCAUCGAGUCUCACCCCGUCUCCGAGUCCUCCCCCGAGCCCGAUGCCGCAGACGACUCAUAUGAUGGCGCGUCUGCCGACUCAGACGCGGAAGAUGAGGAUGUCGCAGAGGAGAACACCGUGAAAACUCUUCAUCCCCCCCCCCCCGACCGCCGCGCGAAGCGCAAAUCAUCACCGGUCAGCGAAACCGACCUGAUCAGACAAAAUCCUGACUUAUAUGGCCUUCGCCGAAGUGGUCGCGCUCGCACUACGCGCCAUCUCGCCGACUCAUCCGAUUCCGACUCUGAUGUCGUUACACUGCGCCACAAGCGCCGGCGCAAAGAACCAUCCCAACAGCCCUCCAAGGCAUCCCGGUCGGCCACCGUAUCGUCGCUGUCCGAAACGGAUAGUGAUGAGUAUGGUGGGAAAACAGCUCGUGCCAACAAAGCGAGAAGACGACGUCUCCAGCGACCCGACAGUUACGAACCUUCCUUCCACGAGGUACGCUUCUCAACGCGUACAGCCAAGAAGGUGUCAAACUAUAAUGAGGAUGACGAGGAUGACGAGGCCAUGUUUGAAGAUGAUGCAGAGGAAGUUGAACCGAGCUACUGGGCCGAGAGUUACGUCGAGGACACCCGUCCCGCUGUCGACGUCGUUCUGAAUCAUCGCCUUAAGGAAGGUGUUGACCCAAAAAGCAAAGACCUUGACCGCAACGACUUCGAGUUUUGUAUCAAGUGGCAGGACAAAUCACAUUACCAUGCAACAUGGGAAAGCAAUGAGUCUAUUGCCAACUUCCGCAGCACACGACGUGUGGAUAACUAUGUUCGGAAGGUGCUCAAUGAGGACAUCCGGUUGCAAUAUAGUGCCGACGCGGCUCCCGAGGAUCGUGAAAAGUGGAACCUUGAUCGCGAGCGAGAUGUCGAGGCUAUCGAGGAUUACAAGAUGGUCGAACGAGUCAUUGGUGUACGCGAUGGCGAGGAUGGUACCACAGAAUACCUUGUCAAAUGGAAACGUCUGUUGUACGAUUCCUGUACUUGGGAACCCGAGGACCUGGUCAGUGAGAUCGCACAGCGUGAAAUUGACCGAUUCUUGGACCGCACCGCUCGCCAGCCCAUCUCUGACAAGAACGAGUUAAAUGUUGCCACGCGGAAAUCCUUCGAGCCCAUUCACGGAACCCCUAGUUUCCUGCAUAAUGGAGAGCUCAAGGACUUCCAAGUCAAAGGUCUGAAUUUCCUGGCUUUCAAUUGGGUCAAGGGUCGCAAUGUCGUUCUGGCAGACGAAAUGGGUCUCGGAAAGACAGUGCAAACCGUCUCAUUUAUCAACUGGAUGCGCCAUGUCAGACGGCAGCAAGGGCCAUUUAUUGUUAUUGUUCCUCUGUCGACUAUGCCCGCAUGGGCUGACACCUUCGAUCACUGGACUCCCGACCUCAAUUACGUUGUUUACAACGGCAGUGAGAAGGCACGAUCUGUCUUGCGUGACUACGAACUGAUGGUUGAUGGCAAUCCGAAACGUCCGAAGUUCCAUGUCCUGUUGACAACAUAUGAGUACGCAAUGAACGACUCGCCGUUCCUUGGCCAAUUCAAGUGGCAAUUCAUGGCUGUGGAUGAGGCUCACCGUCUCAAAAAUCGUGACUCGCAGCUUUAUAUGAAAUUAUUCGAAUGGAAAUGCCAGGCACGACUUUUGAUUACCGGUACACCUAUUCAAAACAAUCUUGCUGAGCUCUCAGCUUUGAUGGAUUUCCUCAACCCUGGCCUUAUUGACGUCGACGUCGACAUGGAUCUGAAUUCCGAGGCUGCAUCACAAAAGCUUGCAGAGUUGACCGAUGCCAUUCAGCCUUUCAUGUUGCGCCGUACUAAGUCCAAAGUCGAAUCUGAUCUUCCUCCAAAGACCGAAAAAAUCAUCCGGGUGGAGCUCUCUGAUGUCCAAUUGGAAUACUACAAGAACAUUCUCACGAAAAACUACGCUGCGUUGAACGAUGGGAACAAGGGACAAAAACAGUCACUCCUUAACAUCAUGAUGGAAUUGAAAAAGGCUAGCAAUCACCCUUUCAUGUUCCCAAAUGCAGAAGCAAAGAUUUUGGAGGGUAGUAGUCGUCGGGAAGAUAUCCUUCGUGCCAUGAUUACCAGUAGUGGUAAGAUGAUGCUUCUUGAUCAGCUACUACGCAAACUGAGCGUCGACGGCCAUCGGGUUUUGAUCUUCUGCCAAAUGGUUGGCAUGCUCAACAUCCUGAGUGAGUACAUGGAGUACCGUGGGUACAAAUACCAACGACUGGAUGGAACCAUUCCAUCGGCUGCCCGUCGCUUGGCGAUUGAGCAUUACAAUGCCCCGGGCAGCACCGACUUUGCGUUCCUUCUCUCAACUCGUGCAGGUGGUCUUGGUAUCAACCUGAUGACUGCAGAUACUGUCGUUUUGUUUGACUCUGAUUGGAACCCCCAGGCCGAUUUGCAAGCUAUGGCGCGCGCCCAUCGUAUAGGUCAGACAAGACCUGUAAGCGUCUAUCGCCUUGUCUCGAAGGAUACAAUUGAAGAAGAGGUCAUCGAAAGAGCCCGCAACAAGCUCUUGCUAGAGUUCAUCACCAUCCAGCGCGGUGUGACUGACAAAGAAGCGUCGGAUAUGCAAAAUAAGAUGGCGCGUGUGGUUGCCGAGCCCAAUUCGACCGAUGAUAUCUCCCGAAUUCUCAAGCGUCGUGGCCAGAAGAUGUUCGAGCAAACCGACAACCAGAAGAAACUGGAGCAGCUCGAUAUCGAUUCUGUCCUUGCAAAUGCAGAAUUGCAUCAAACUGAAGAGGCGGAGCAAAUACAAGCCGAUGGUGGUGAAGAAUUCUUGAAAGCGUUCGACUUUGUCGACAUCAAAGUCGAUGAUCUUUCCUGGGACGACAUCAUCCCCAAAGAACAGCUUGAAGAGAUCAAGGCCGAGGAAAAGCGCAAAGAGGAUGCUCAUUAUCUUGCCGAAGUCAUUGAGCAAAAUCGUCCCCGUAAGCGCCACGCGCCAGCGGACACAUCAGAUUCACGAGAGGAACGCAAGGCAAAGCGACUGGCCAGAGCUCAAGUCAACAUCGAUGAUGGCGAAGACGAGAGUGCCGCCUUGGAUCCCAAGCGCCCUCUCGGAGAGAAGGAAUACCGUGCGCUCUCUCGAGCUUUCCUUCGUUAUGGCGAUCUGGAUGACUCGGAGCACCUGAUUCUUGAGGAUGCAAGAUUGCAAAACCGGGAUCGGGACACUGUACGUGCCUCUCUGAAUGAAAUCACGGACAAGGCAAACGCACUUGUUCAAGAAAGUCUCGAUCAGCUGGAGGCCCUCAAACAAUCGGGUAGAAACCCCACGAAGAAAGAGCAGAAAGCCGUCCUGUUCGAUCAUCACGGAGUCAAGCGACUGAACGCGUGGACUAUCGUUGAGCGUCCGCCUGACAUGCGCCUUAUCCGAAGCAUCAUCAAAGGACUUCCUGAUUUCAGGACAUUCCGACUUCCUGAGGCUACCAAAUUGGCAGACUACAGUUGUCAAUGGGGUGCACGCGAAGAUGGAAUGCUUCUUGUGGGUAUCGCACGCCAUGGGUUUGGUGCGUGGACUCAGAUUCGCGAUGACACUGAGCUUGGCCUUGGCGACAAAUUUUUCCUAGAAGAGCACCGAGUGGAGCGAAAGACCCAGCGCUUGCAAACCGAGGAGAAAGCAACGAAAUCACCGGGUGCUGUGCACCUCGUUCGACGGGCUGAAUAUCUCAUGUCUGUGUUGAGGAAUAAAUACGAUAACAAUGCCACGGCAAGAAGAGCAGUGGACAAUCACCACCGCAACAACAAGCGUGGCUCCCGGGUUUCUGGCAGCGGCAGUGUGUCCGCUUCUCCGGCGCCCUCAAGCUCUCGCAGGCCUGAGAAUCCACGCAAGGGACACCGUGAAUCCGAUCGGUCAAGGCCACGCUCUCACGCGCAUGGUAACCGUGAGGGCAUUGAUCGUCAUGCACCCAACCACGAUUCUCGCUCUCGGACUGGCCCCGAUGUCGAUCGUCCACGCCAUCGUCUAUCUGAUGCCUCGAAUGAUGAGCUGCGCCGACGCAAGGGGCAUGAGAAUGGCAGUUCCACCAAGGAGGACAUGGCAUUCAUGUUCUUCAAGCCUAUUGUUCCCAAUCUGAAGCAAGUGUCCAUGAUCACAGCCAAGAAUUACCCCAAUAAGAACGAGAGGGCCCAGAAACUCCGUCUGACUCUUGUCAAGAUUGGAGAAUUCAUUCGCACUACUCUGGAGGGAUCGGAAUCGAUGCCCUCUUUGGAAGUUCGACUCUGGGAUUAUGUUUCACUUAACUACUGGCCAAACAAGGACGCCAGUGGUGCUAAGUUGCAGCAGAUGUUUAACAAGGUCAUGGAAGCCAGUAAAGCUUCUAAAGCUUCUAAAGCUUCGAAUGGCAGCUCGGGUUGA
Penicillium bovifimosum is the source of this 4512-nucleotide messenger RNA. Its product is annotated as chromatin-remodeling ATPase CHD1. The transcript is spliced from 3 exons. Gene Ontology annotation, biological process: regulation of transcription by RNA polymerase II; nucleosome organization. Gene Ontology annotation, molecular function: DNA binding; ATP-dependent chromatin remodeler activity; ATP hydrolysis activity. The record is from RefSeq and is a predicted model, not a curated record. Gene Ontology annotation, cellular component: nucleus; chromatin. Bases 1 to 4512 code for a protein of 1503 amino acids. NCBI's taxonomy places the organism in Eukaryota, Fungi, Ascomycota, Eurotiomycetes, Eurotiales, Aspergillaceae.